Messenger RNA from Carassius gibelio (silver crucian carp), 2412 nucleotides. RefSeq names its product SEC22 homolog A, vesicle trafficking protein (gene sec22a). The record is from RefSeq and is a predicted model, not a curated record. The transcript has 7 exons. Gene Ontology annotation, biological process: endoplasmic reticulum to Golgi vesicle-mediated transport. Bases 234 to 1145 code for a protein of 303 amino acids. Lineage: Eukaryota; Metazoa; Chordata; Actinopteri; Cypriniformes; Cyprinidae.
AAGCCGAUGCUAAAUCGAACUACGACGAAGAUGAGACGGAAUUGCCCGAAGCUGAAAUGUAUCAAACUUGAGCACAAGCAUCUGCUAUGAAAUCUACAUGAAGAGCUCAGCGUUCACGAUAGUAUACUAGCCAAAUAUCUCAAAAAGGAUUAUAAUGUCUUAAUAUAUAUCAAAACGCCUUGUGUCAGUGGGUAUGUGCAGCUAACAGUUACAGUGCAUGCAGUGUCUGUAAGAUGUCUAUGGUGCUGUUUGCCUCUGUGGUGAGAGUAAGAGAUGGUCUACCACUCUCGGCCUCCACAGACUAUGAACAGGAUAAAGGAUUUCAGGAGACUAAGAAACAUCUCAAGGGUCUGUCCAAAAAACUCAGCCAGUUUCCUGAUCGCUGCUCGCUCAGAUCUGGCCUUUACAACAUUAAUUUCACAAGCUCUCUUGGAGUCGGGUACUUGAUGGUUUGCACAGAAACCUAUCCCAAUGUCCUGGCCUUCAGCUUCCUGGACGAGCUUCAGAGAGAGUUCAUUGUGACGUAUGACACCAAGCGGAUCAACAGCGCCUUGAGGCCCUUCUCUUUCAUUGAGUUUGAUAACUUCAUUCGGAAAACCAAGCAACGUUACAACAGCCCACGUUCCCUCUCGACCAAGAUUAAUCUGGCCGACAUGCAGACUGAGAUCAAGCUCCGGCCUCCUUAUCAGCUGUCCGCGGAGGACAUCAGAUCAAUCAACGGCUUCUCACAACACGAGCAGUCUAAAUAUAAAGGCAUAGCUCCUAAUCAAAUGCUGGAGGCCAUCACCCUGUCGGGUAUCGUCGCCUGCGUCCUAAGUGUCCUGUGUGGCGCUCUUAACUUGCUGCGGGGAGUCCACGCAAUAGAAAGCGUAUUGCAGAACGAGGAUGAAGACUUUAAUUACGUGAUUGCUUUUUUCCUCGGAACCACGGCCUGUUUGUAUCAGUGCUACUUGUUCGCGCACUUCUCAGUUUGGAGGAACAUCAAGUCAUUCCUGGCCUUUGCUAUGAUCUGUCUAUGUAACAUGUAUCUGUAUGAACUCCGUAACUUGUGGCAGAUCCUCUUUCACGUGACGGUGGGAGCGUUCAUCACUCUGCAGAUCCACCUGAGACAACCGCAGGGCAAAUCACCUGACUACAACGUUUGACCCAAUAUGGAAACCCCAACCUGUUCCCACCCCAUCUGAGGACAAAAUAACUAUUUUGAAUCAGGUUUAACCAAUUAUUUUGAUGUUGUUCAAGAAACACUUCCUGCUGUUUGACAUCCAGUUGCAGUCACAGAUGAGAAACCGUUGUUCUGAUUGAAGCAAAUGGUUCAUUACAGUAUUAGAUUCAUGCAUGGAAUAUUAAAGAAAGCAUUACUAUAUGAAUCUGAUGUGCACAAUUAAUAUAUUUUCCAAUAAGAAGGAGUUUUAGUUAUUUUUUUGUUUUAAUUGACAUCACGACUUAAAAAGACGGCUCACCCAAAAAUGAAAAUUCCGUCAAGAUUUUCCAAAAAAUGUUCACAGGGCUUUCCUCCAUACAAUAAACGUGGAUUGUGAACAGGGUCUGUCAAUUAUAUAUAAAUAUAUAUAUAUAUAUAUAUAUAUAUCUAUAUAUCUCGACAGUUGUGGUAAUUAUUCACAUUUUAUUGUGUUAAAAAGCAGCUUAUGCAUUCAUCUAAACAUCUUCAUUUGUGUUUCACGGAAUAAAGAAAUUAUUAAAAAUGUCAUUUUUGGGUGAGCCAUACAAGGUCCUUUACAAUGCAAUUUUAGAUAUAUUUUGUAUGAUUUUUUUCUCUAUUUUGAUUGUUGAAACUCAUGCAAGAUUUUUUUUUAUAGCUGCCUAUAUACUGUAUGUGAAAUGUAACAUUGCUGGAUUUUCACUCAUUUCCACAGGUUUUAUUUUGUCAUAUGCUUUCAUAGAUGCCUAGUUUGAGUGUCACUGUGGUCAUUAGUCAGACGUCUCUUCUCUAAAAGCAUAAUCAGAUGUGUUAUUUAUCAGUCCUCUAUGCUAUCUGCAGGUGUGCUUCCUGCAAAUGAAUGUGGUUGGCUAAGAGAGAAACUGAAUCACUCUAAUAUCACUCUCAGUGUUUGCUGCCUUUUGACAAUGGAUCUUUUCAGUGACCAUGUUGUGCUGUAUGAAUGAGUUAUGUUUUAUUCUCUUUCUAUUCACCUGGUUUGUUUUCACUGUGCAAAUGACAAGUUGAACGCAUGAUUGCCAGAUUAAGGGUCAGGGGGUUUCAAAAUUCUUCAAAUGUACAUGCAUUUCUUUUUCUUUUUUCCCAAAGUGUCAGUGAUCAAAGAUUGAAUCUUCAUCUUUGCAUUGCAGUGUACCUCGAUGCUCCCUCUCCAGCAGUAGUGCAUUGCCAGUGUGUGUUUGUAUGCAAAUGAAAGGCCCUGUCCUGAAACCAUCAGUAAAAGCCUUGAAUUUGUA